Molecule: messenger RNA, 366 nt
Organism: Aspergillus mulundensis
Lineage: Eukaryota; Fungi; Ascomycota; Eurotiomycetes; Eurotiales; Aspergillaceae
Product: DNA-directed RNA polymerase I core subunit RPA12
Exons: 3
Coding region: 1-366 (121 amino acids)
Biological process (GO): DNA-templated transcription; termination of RNA polymerase I transcription
Cellular component (GO): RNA polymerase I complex
Molecular function (GO): nucleic acid binding; DNA-directed RNA polymerase activity; zinc ion binding
Source: RefSeq, a predicted model, not a curated record
AUGUCUACAAUUGGAUCCCUGGUUUUCUGCACGGACUGCGGUUCUCUACUUGAAGGCUCCGUUGGAGAUCCAACGAGGAUCCUGGUUUGUGACGUCUGCGGAGCCCGCAACAAGGAUACCGUACCGAAAACAAUUGUUUCCGAGUCGAAACCGAGUUCUUUCCCUUCGACAUUACGCGCGAAGCGGUCUGCGAUCCAGACGUUGACGGCCGCGGACAAGAGAACAGAAGCCUUGACAGAGAAGGACUGCCCCAAGUGUGGGAGGAAGGAGAUGUACUACACUACAGUACAACUGCGCAGUGCAGACGAAGGAAGUACCGUGUUUUACACCUGUGUUUGCGGUUACAAGGAAACCACGAACAAUUAA